GUUGUGCUGUCAGCGAAGGGCAUUUUCUAGCCACCCAACUCGCUAUGGCUGGUUUCCAAAGUUGCGCAGGCCCUUCGUUAUCCCCCGCAAUCGGUCCAAAUCCAACGCAAUCCUCUUAUAUGAGCUUCGCACCGUCGCGUCACGUUGGCUUCUCAAUUCCGAACUGACUUUGCUCUGCUUCUUCUCUCUUCCAGUUUGUGACCUGUUGGAUUCUUGGUGAAACCUGGGAAUUCGAUCGGUUGUGGAGUAGUAAUGGCAGCUAUGGCGGCCAUGGCGAGCUCGUCCGCGGUCAUGGCAGUGGUUCCUGUUGGAAUCAGGUCUACUGGAUUGAGGAGUUCGCAGGUGGUGAACAUCGGGCCUGUUGGAAAGAGAGCCGCGAUCGAGCGAGUGGCUAGGAAGGCCAUUGAGGUCCGCGCCGGUGUGGCAUCGUUGUCGGAGCUCGAGAGGAGUGUGAAGCAGGCGAUCCGGAGUGUCAAGGAUGCUGCGUCGCAGAGCGCUUUAAUGAAGCAGGCCUCGUUCUUGGCAAUCAAUGUGCUUAUGGUGUUGCCCGCCCUGGCCGAGGAGGUCGAGAAGGAGCCCAAGGGUAAGAUCUUUGACUUCAACUUGACGCUCCCGAUCAUUGCCGUCCAGUUCUUGCUCCUCAUGGUUGCCCUCGACAACAUCUGGUUCAAGCCCGUGGCUAAGGUCAUGGAUUCGCGUGAUGAGGCUAUCCGGUCGAAGCUCAUGGGAGUACGCGACAACUCUGGAGAAAUUAAGAAUCUGCAGAAUGAAGCCGAGGCGAUCUUGAAGGCCGCUCGCAUUGAGACCACUGAGGCUUUGGCCAAGACAAAGAGGGAGACUGCUGCUAUGUUGGACGAGAAGCUUCAGGAAUCUCGAAACAGGAUUGAGAAGGAGCUAGCUCAGUCCCUUGCUAACUUGGACGAGCAGAAGGAGGAAACCCUCCGUAGCUUGGACCAGCAGGUACAAGCCCUGAGUGAUGAAAUCCUCAGCAAGGUCUUACCAUUCAAGGUGUAAUUUCCCCAAGGUGUAGCAUAGCAUUUUGAAAAGGGUGUGGGAAUAUUGCACCUCCUACUGUAGCAUUAUUCAUGAUCAAUCAAGAGAAUUCGACGACAAAUCUCGUGUUUCUCGUUCACUUCCUACUCUUUGAUUCACGUUGGGGGAGUCGCAUGAAACAGCCAUUCAGAGAUACCGUUUUCAGUUCUGUACUCUACUUCAAAUUUCAUGUUAAUGUGAAGAUACAUUAACGGAAUUUCUAUCGUAUAUCGGAGGCUUUUUUUUCUCUGCA
Molecule: messenger RNA, 1285 nt
Organism: Physcomitrium patens
Lineage: Eukaryota; Viridiplantae; Streptophyta; Bryopsida; Funariales; Funariaceae
Product: ATP synthase subunit b', chloroplastic
Biological process (GO): proton motive force-driven ATP synthesis
Molecular function (GO): proton-transporting ATPase activity, rotational mechanism
Source: RefSeq, a predicted model, not a curated record